Molecule: messenger RNA, 1855 nt
Organism: Medicago truncatula (barrel medic)
Lineage: Eukaryota; Viridiplantae; Streptophyta; Magnoliopsida; Fabales; Fabaceae
Exons: 4
Coding region: 114-1352 (412 amino acids)
Source: RefSeq, a predicted model, not a curated record
ACCUUACUCCAUCUGUUGGUAUAUAAAUAUUUGAUCCAAAAUCAAGCUUAAUAUUGAACCAGCGUUUAGUAAUACUAAUUGUUACUUCUUUCUUCCCGCUUUUAGAGAUCAACAUGAUGUUUGUAUCUCAGCAAUGGAUGCUCUCACUUGAAAUACUAGCACUAGUGUUCUUGUUAGGCACAACAUUCUCAUUAGCUGCUACUAGGAAGACUAAUAAAAAUAUUAUAACAAAUAUUUUUAUGUCUCCCAAGAUUGAACUAAAUCCAGGAUUUGUUUCAAAUAAAGUGUAUUAUGAUGUUGAGUUUCCAAGAGGUCAUAUUUCACUCAAGAGUUUCAAUGCUGAGCUAGUUGAUGAUGCAGGGAAUUCUAUACCUCUUUAUCAAACUUAUCUACACCAUUGGAUUGUUAUAAGAUACCACCAACCUAAAAAUGUGACACCAAAUAGCCAAUCAGGUAUUAUUUUCCAAAGAAAUAAUGGCUUUUGCCAAGAGGAUAUUUUAGGACAAUACUAUGGUCUUGGAUCAGAAACAAGAAGCACAAAUACAUAUAUUCCAGACCCUUAUGGUAUAGAAGUUGGUAAUCCUGCUGAAAUUCCAAAAGGGUAUGUGGAGAAAUGGUUGAUCAAUGUUCAUGCAAUUGAUACGAGGGGUGUGGAUGACCGGGUGGGAUGUAUUGAGUGCUCAUGUGACCUAUACAAUGUCACAAAAGAUGAAAAUGGUAAUGCUUUGAGUCCAAAUUAUAAAGGGGGUUUGCAAUGUUGCCCUGAUAAUAGUAAGUGCAAGAUGAGGAAAGGAUUUUUGGGCCCAAAGAAAAGCAUCUAUUUGAAAUACACUGUUAUGUGGAUCAAUUGGGAUGUUAACUUUAUGGUGCCGGUCAAGGUUUAUAUAUUUGAUGUGACUGAUACUUUGAAGCUAUCAGAUAAGUCUAAAGGAAUUAGUAUAAAGCAUGAUUGCAAGGUAGAAUAUGAAGUUGAACCUUGCAGCAAAAGUAAUGUGAAUGGUAGAGGUUGUGUUGAUGUGAAGAGAGCAAGCUUCCCGAUGAAAAGUGGCGGUUAUGUCAUCUAUGGAGUUGGUCAUCUACACACAGGUGCAAUUGGAUCAACUCUAUAUGGACAGGAUGGGAAGGUUAUAUGUAAUUCAAAUCCAAAAUAUGGAAAUGGAAAGGAAGCAGGAAAUGAAAAAGGGUAUGUUGUAGGAAUGACCACUUGUUAUCCUCAACCAGGUUCUAUCAAGAUACUUAAUGGUGAAACUUUAAUUCUAGAGGUGAACUAUAACAACAGCAGAAGACACUCUGGAGUAAUGGGGCUUUUUUAUUUCUUGGUGGCAGAAAAGCUACCACACCAACAUGUCUAACAUUCCUAUCAUUUUUUAUUUGAUAAAUUCUAUGUGGGUCAUUUGAUAUUGUAGUCCACCGUAGACUAGCACUUGAAAACUAUUUGAAAUUUCAAUGAUAAUUUAUGGUAUUGUCGGAAGUAGAAGUUUACGAUCUUUCUCAUCUUAACGAGUGAGAUGGUGACCCAAUUGAUCCUGUUUAAAAAAAAAAAAUAAGGGAAAAGCAAAUACUAAUGCCUUAAUAUUAAGUUUUUUUUGUCAUCUUAACUCACCACCUCACUCAUAAAGACAAAAAUAAUUGUCAACUUCUACUUCUAAGGGAAAGCAUGCAUAGUUAUUGAUAUUUUGAUUAAUUUUCAAAUGUUAUAUCACUAUAAACCAUUUAUAAAAUUGGUCUGCUGCAGAAUCCGUUAUUAUUGUAUUUGAUAGCAAUCGUUGCAUGUUAUGUUGAAAAAAUAAUCAAAAUGUGGUAUUGCAGUAUACCCUGAUAGGAUUUUUUUAAAUAUACUAUGUGCUAUUUUCUA